CAAUCAGGAAAAAAUUUCAAGAUGAUAGACGAAGAUGGGUGCAAUUAUCCAUGAAAAAGACUCAUUUGAAGGGCAUCCUUUUACUAGAAAUGACCCUUCGGUAGUUUAUCUUACAUUUGGCUAUAUUUUAACAUGUCUAACGAGCAAACCCGUCGUAAUACACGCGGCUUAUCUGGCGUAACAGUUCGGCCUCAACCUGUGAGUGAUAAAUCGUAUGUCGAAAGUGUCGUCGAUUUUCUUCAUGAAGUUGUACCACAGGCAGUUGCUGGUAACCAUAGAACUGAAGAAUAUGACCAUAUCAUUUGGGUCAAAUUGGAAAAACUUGAUAUAGAUAUUGGAUCAAGGCAAAAUGAAUGCAAUAGUUUACUUUUUGUCAUUCUUGGCUAUAGUAAUGGUUAUCAAAUUUGGCAUGUCAAGUCUAAUGGUGAGGCAGAAGAGGUAGUGUCAAUACGUCAGGGGCCGGUAAAAGUUGCAAGAAUUUUGCAAACACCUUCGCAUAGUAUGUCAAACAGAAAUUAUGACAUAGAGAGUGCAAUCUUUCAUAAUAAGCGACCUCUGGUGGCUGUCUGUGAUGCAGCCAGCAGUCCUUGUCCUUAUUCAACUGUAAAAAUGUGGUCUUUGGCAACAGGAGAGGAAGUGAAGACAAUUGAUUUUAAAACUGAAGUUUAUGACAUCCAAUCUAACAAACGGGUUGUUGUUGUUUGUUUGCAAGAAAAGAUAGCUGUCUUAGAUGCAUCUACAUUAACAAAGAAGUUUGGUGUUACAAAUUGUUUUCCAGCUUCUGAACCAAAUGUUAAUCCUGUAUCUCUUAGCUCGCGCUGGCUAGCGUUCGCUGAUCGCAAGCUGUUACCCAUCCACCAAUCAAGAGGAGGUGUUUCAUCUGAUAAACAACAUUCGUAUACAUCUGCCGUUUUCAAUGCAGCGAAGACGCUUUCAAAAGGAUUAUCAAUGGUUGGAGAGACAGUUGGUCGUUGGGCGGGCUCAAACGUGUCUGACAACCAGGGUGAACAGCAACCAUUGAAUAACACCGCACAUAAAUCCAUUGUACCUGGCAUUGUAACAAUCAUUGAUAUCGAAGGUCAUGACGAGAACGAGAAGGAAGAUCAGCUGAGAGAAAGAGCUAUGGCACAUUUUCCUGCCCACACGGGACAGCCUAUCGCUUCGCUGGCGUUUGAUCCGAGCGGAUCUCUGCUAUUCUCCGCGGAUACAUUUGGUCAGAAUUUCCACAUCUUUCGCAUCCUACCUCACCCCAUGUGUCCGUCGCUUGGUUCAGUUCAUCAUUUGUACAUUCUUCAUCGUGGUGAAACCAUGGCUACGGUAUGCAACGUGUCAUUCAGUAACGAUGCUCGCUGGGUUGCUGUGACAACGCAAAGAGGAACAUCUCAUGUCUUUCCAAUCACGUCUUACGGAGGUGCGGUAAGCUUACGUACACAUAAUUCAAGCCGCGUCGUCAACCGUAGCAGUCGAUUUCAUACAAGUGCUGGCCUGGAAGAUCUCAAACGUAUCGCGUGUGGCAAUCCGACGGUCCUCAUUCAACCAGGCUCACCAAGUAAUAGUCCUACAGGACCAUUAACCACUGCUAAAGACUGUCUUUUGGUUGGGAAGAAUGGUCUGGUGAACCCUCGUAUGCCUCCAUUGCCUCACCCCGAUGUUCUAAUACCUUACAUUCAAGUCAAACUGGGUGCUUCUUCACGAGGAAACACAGCAGGUAAUAGUGCUUGCAAUUCACCUACUAGCAUCGGCCGAGCGAAUGGCUUCUUCUCAACAGAACCUCUGGGUGGAGCUACGAUGUUCGCUUCAUCCAGAGCCUGGAUUGCGGGGAACACAAAUCCGCCCAGCACCAGAAUAGAUACCUCCCGUCAGUCAGCGGUACAUCCUCUUUUUGUCGUCAGUAACUACGGAAAUCUGGUAGAAUUUAAUAUUGAAAUACAGCCGUUGAAAAACAGUCCACAAAGUGAGGAUAUGCCAUUUCAAGCUUUGGCCGAAGGAAAAGGAAGAUGGCUCUUUUGCAGACAUGCGACAAUGCCAGAGAGUAAAGGUCUGCUUUCCCAGGAUGAGAUUUCUUGCAAAAACAUGUCACAAAUGAACAAGCCAAAGGGAGUAUCUGACGGCAGUCUAAAAGAAAAGAAUGUCGAAAGCUCUCGCAGCAGUGAGAACCGUGCAGAUGAUAACUGGCUUGCAAACAUCGAGAUUGAGACGCACGCACCUCCCCACAGGCGCCUUUGGAUGGGCCCGCAAUUUGCCUUCAAGACCUUCCAGCCCCCGGGCACCUCCUUAACAAGCGGCAGCCCGCCUGAAUCAGGCAGUGCCACCAUCAAAGCUCACAGACAAGAUGAAGACACUCUUGACUUAUUGACUGAGGAACUGGACCUUCAAUCCCUGAGGAUUCAACCGGUCCGUUCUGACCCCCUACCAACACCCAAAUCCCGAUACGUUCUCGCCAGUAGUCGGGUCCCCUACGGAGAGAAUACGAUGAUCGUCGAUAAUGGACCCGAGAGCUUGACGGACAUUUACGCGUCAUGGCCGGAAGACGUAGGAGAACUAUCGCCAGAGAAUGGGAAGCUGAUUGAAAGUAUUGCGGAUGCUAUGAACGACACACCCCAAAGAUCAUCCGAGUCUGAUAACGAUGACGUAUCUAUAUUCCCAACAAACUCGCCCCAGGUUAGUCCAGUGAACUCGUCUUCCAGCUUGUCACCAGAGUGGAGCUGACUGGGUAGUCUUAGUGGGGGGAAUGGGAUUUUGCAUGUCAUAUAUUACAGUAAUACAAUAGCCUCGUUUCCAUUUGUUACAUAUCAUCUUCAUGGUAGAUUAUCAUUGUCCUAGGGCUUGUUUUUACCGUGAAAAAAUCAGCUAAUAGUUUGUCUUUAACAUCACUUUAACAUCCACAAGCUACACUGGCAUAUUUUAAAAAUAUGCAUUUACACUUGUCUUUCACAACUGUCACCUUUUGUGUUCAUAAUUUUAGCUUGAAUUCAAGCAUGCCUUGUUUAUCACUAAUCCAGAGUUUUUAUAAGGCUAAUGUAACCAAAAUGCACGUCUGUAGUGAAUAUAUUAGAGUUUUGUGUACAAUGAAUGUAAAAAUAUGAAAAUGUUUAUAAAAAUCUGUAUAUGUAUGUAUA
This is a messenger RNA of Dendronephthya gigantea, 3119 nucleotides long. RefSeq names its product breast carcinoma-amplified sequence 3-like. The coding region runs from base 133 to 2709 and encodes 858 amino acids. The record is from RefSeq and is a predicted model, not a curated record. NCBI's taxonomy places the organism in Eukaryota, Metazoa, Cnidaria, Anthozoa, Malacalcyonacea, Nephtheidae. Gene Ontology annotation, molecular function: protein binding. Gene Ontology annotation, biological process: response to starvation; autophagy. Gene Ontology annotation, cellular component: cytoplasm. The transcript is spliced from 21 exons.